UCCCAUUCACAUAGCGUGUCCCAUUCAGUGUAAGCGCCUGCCGUGCAUGUGCGGCCACAUCAGUGUCAUCAUUACCGAGCCGUCACUACGUAACAGGGAACGUCCACUAUGCGGCCCUCCACAUUUUGUUCCACUACAACUUCUUCAAGUGCAAUGAUGCCUGCCGGAGAAUGGUGCCAGUUGUAGUUUAACAAUGUCUGAAUGGUGGCAAACCUCGGAGCACUGAAUCCUGCUAAAAGUCAGCUUGCAUUCAUUUAAAGGCAAAUGAAGAAUGUUUCAAAGGAAGUUGGGCGUCCCACAAGCUUCUUCACAAGAAAGCAAAAGAUGAUAAGAUCAAACCUGAAACCUCACCAUGGACUAUGGAUGGUGACAUAAACACAGAUCCUUGGCCAGGUUAUCGAUAUACUGGUAAGCUGAGGCCACAUUAUCCAUUGACUCCAAUGAGACCAGUACCAAGCUACAUACAGAGGCCAGAUUAUGCAGAUCACCCUUUAGGGAUGUCUGAAUCUGAACAGGCUUUGAAGGGCACCUCACAAAUAAAAAUCCUUUCUACAGAAGAUAUAGAAGGAAUGCGGGUUGUGUGCAGACUUGCCAGAGAGGUAUUGGGAGUGGCUGCCAUGAUGGUAAAAUCUGGUAUUACAACAGAAGAGAUAGACCAUGCGGUACAUUUGGCAUGUAUUUCAAGAAACUGUUAUCCAUCCCCACUGAAUUAUUAUAAUUUUCCUAAAUCCUGCUGCACCUCAGUAAAUGAGGUCAUCUGCCAUGGAAUUCCAGACAGGAGGCCUUUGCAAGAUGGUGAUAUUGUAAAUGUGGAUAUUACAGUUUAUCGAGAUGGAUAUCAUGGAGAUCUCAAUGAGACAUUUUAUGUUGGGGAUGUGGAUGAGGGAGCAAAGAGACUUGUUGAGACCACAUACGAGUGCCUGAUGCAAGCUAUAGAUGAAGUGAAACCAGGUGUCCGAUACAGGGAGCUUGGGAAUAUCAUUCAAAAACAUGCACAAGCAAAUGGUUUUUCUGUUGUUCGAAGCUAUUGCGGUCAUGGCAUCCACAAACUUUUCCAUACUGCUCCAAAUGUGCCACAUUAUGCCAAAAACAAGGCUGUUGGCGUGAUGAAGCCAGGCCACGUCUUUACAAUAGAACCAAUGAUUUGCGAAGGAGGAUGGCAAGACGAGACUUGGCCUGAUGGUUGGACAGCAAUAACGAGAGAUGGGAAAAGAUCAGCACAGUUUGAGCAUACCCUAUUAGUCACAGAGACCGGCUGUGAGAUUCUAACACGUAGACUUGAAGAAAAUGGACGCCCUCAUUUUAUCUCUUAGCACCUCGUAUAGGCUUAGUAGAUCUGAAUGGUGUCUCUACCAAUCUGUACCAUGCAUUUUUACAGGCAAGAUAUCUGAAGAAAGGGGAUUUUAUCAUGUCUCGUGUUACUCUGUGACGAUACAGACGAAAACACUAUUCAGGUUGAUCUAGUAAUCUAUUAAAGAACUUAUUGGUGUUUUUCAGACAAGAAGGAAACAGGUCUUUAAAAUGUUUUUCUCCUUUUAAAUGUAGUUUGCUGCUUACCCACACUUUAUCACAUUUAAUUUUUAGUUACAAAACUGGUCUGCUAAUACCCAUUUCUUGCCUUUUCUCUCAACAUGGGCACAAAGCAAAAUUUGCCUUCCUUGAUUUUUACUACCUGUCAUAUUACUUGAAUUUGAUUUAUUUGGGGAUUCUCUGAAUGCUGACAAUGUGGUAUUUUUAAACUUUGUUUGAGCUAUGCAUUUGUCUGAAUCUUAUGCAGUGGUGUUUCCCUGGUCCUUGUCUUCUGUUGAGUUCCUAAAUUGUUCCUUUAGCUUAAAGGGUAAGGAAAGCCAAAUAUCCAUAAUACAUCUUUUGCAAGUGAACCCACCCCCACUAUCUGCAAUUUCAAAUACUUCAAUAGGUGUGAAAAAAGCAGACAGCAGUAGUGCAGUGGAGUUGGCAGUUGCCAUAGCAGGCUUCUUGAAGUCCUUCUCUGGUGACCAGGAGGAUUGGAAGUCAAUCUGGUACUGAUAUCAACUGCACAUGCUCCUGGUUGUUGGCAAUUGCCUGCACAGAGCUGGGGAAAGGAUGUUAAGCAGCAUGAUAUGGUGGCUGCCAACCCCUGUGUUAAGCCUGUGCUUUAACAAGAGUGGGCAAACAGUGCAGUAUUUGGAAUUAGAAGUGUGUUUUGGGGAGGGGGCUCUGCAGGGGACAAUUCAUGUAUAGAUGCCUUUUUUUAUGUCCUUAAAUGCUUUCUCGCUUUGCUUCUUAGCUUUAGCCCAUAAACUUCCCAAAUUGUUCAGGAUUUAUACUAUUUUAUAGGGUAUGUU
Molecule: messenger RNA, 2327 nt
Organism: Xenopus tropicalis (tropical clawed frog)
Lineage: Eukaryota; Metazoa; Chordata; Amphibia; Anura; Pipidae
Gene: metap1
Product: methionyl aminopeptidase 1
Exons: 11
Coding region: 360-1313 (317 amino acids)
Biological process (GO): proteolysis
Cellular component (GO): cytoplasm
Molecular function (GO): metal ion binding; metalloaminopeptidase activity; initiator methionyl aminopeptidase activity
Source: RefSeq, a predicted model, not a curated record